This is a messenger RNA of Adineta steineri, 1545 nucleotides long. NCBI's taxonomy places the organism in Eukaryota, Metazoa, Rotifera, Eurotatoria, Adinetida, Adinetidae. The record is from the annotation of a GenBank genome assembly.
AUGGCUAGUAAUAAAGAAUUAUAUCAAAGUCUAUCCCGUUCGAUGUCAAGUUAUGCACCAUGUGGAUAUUUGGUAGAUGGUAUAGAAGAAAUAGAAGACAAGUGGAAAUGUAUUUUUUGUGGAUACAUUAUGAAAGAGCCUAUUCAAUUUGUAGAAUGUGGUCAUAGAUCUUGUAAAGGAUGUUUUGAAUCACGUAUAGCAGCAGCAACUAAUGGUCAAGUGACUUGUCCCGACGAAGAUUGCAACUAUCAAUUUGAUAGAAAUCAAAUAAUGCUUGAUCGUGCAUUUAAAAGAGAAUUAGACAAGAAGGCAAUCACGUGUAUUUAUAAAACAAGUAAAAAUUGUUCUUGGAAAGGAACCGUGAAUGCCUAUCAAGAACAUUUAGAUAAAGAUCACACUAAUUUCUCUUGUGAUAGAUGUCAAGAAUCAUUUUCUUCGAAUGAAGCAUUAAUAAAUCAUCAAUCAAAAACUUGUAGCAGUCUUUUUCAAAGAUGUCCCUUAGCACCACAUUGUGGAGAAGAAAUGAUUCGAAAAGAAGAAUUUUCUGCUCAUCUGUUAAGUGAAAAACAUCAAGAAGCGACUGCUUUAGCAUUAUUAGGUAAAUUUAAUGCUCCAGAAAUAUCUGACCAAGAUCAUGACAUGGAAACGAAUACAGAUACUAAUGACCUCGAAGAAGAGACAUCAACAAAAUUAUCUGAAUUAGCUGAUAAAGUUCAAAAAUUGAAUGAUGAUACAGUUCAAUUAAGUCGAGAUUUUAUUAAAUUAAAUGAACUUACUCAAUUAGCUACUCACGAAGUUAAUAAUUUUCAAACACAAAAUACCGAUAGAAAUCAUAGAAUAGCGAGUUUUCAGCCACAACAAGAAGAUAUACAAAAAAAUAUUGAACUAGUAAAACAAAAUAUUGAACAAAAUCAACAUGUAUCAACUGAUGGUACAUUAACAUGGAGAAUUGAUCGUGUAGCAGAAAAAAUGUCUGAUGCUGUAUCAGAACGACAAACCAGUAUAUUUUCUCCAAUAUUUUAUUCAUCACCGUAUGGCUAUAAAAUGCGUGCACGUCUAUAUCUUCAAGGCGAUGGCACUGCUAGAAGAACUCAUCUGUCUCUGUUCUUUCUACUUAUGAAGGGAGAUUAUGAUGCUCUACUUAAAUGGCCCUUUGAACAUAAAGUGACAUUUUGCCUAUUUGAUCAAACAGGUAAUAAUCGACAUAUGAUUGAUUCAUUUCGUCCAGACGGCAAAUCAGCUUCUUAUCAACGACCUACCGGAGAUGCUAAUAUUGCAACUGGUAUACCAAAAUUCUGUCCUUUACCAAUGAUUCAACAAGACGAUAAUGCUUAUGUAAGAGAUGAUACUCUUUUUCUUAAAAUUAUUGUUGAUCUUAAUGAAACACCAAAAAUGAUAUUACCUUUUAUGCUGACACUCAAUCCAGGCUUACCAAAUCAUGUGCAGCAAGUUUUAAUUAAUCAAGAGAAAAUUAAAAGAGAACAACAGAAUCUUCUAAAUGCAAGUACAGCAACACAACCAACACCUAUGAAUACUUGUGGAUAG